GGGGCGCAGAUGCGAUUCAUCUUUCACGUAAAUAAGGAGUAUGAAACCGAAAGUUUGAUACUCUCUCUCUCUCUCUCUCUGUCGUUUGGUUCUUUCCCAAGAAUAGGCCCUGCACCAACAGAGAAACUCACCGAGGAGAGAAAUGGCCGGAGGUGUCGGCGGACCGGCGUCAAAGAACGACGAUUUUCAGCCACAUCCGGUUAAAGAGCAACUUCCGGGGAUUGACUACUGCAUCACCAGCCCUCCUCAUUGGCCGGAAGCAAUUGUUCUGGGUUUCCAGCACUAUUUGGUGGUGCUUGGCACGACCGUCUUAAUUCCCAGCAUCAUUGUUCCUCAAAUGGGUGGUGGCAAUGAGGAGAAGGCCAAAGUGAUACAGUCGUUACUCUUCGUUGCAGGAUUGAACACACUGUUACAAUCUCUAUUUGGAACUCGUCUUCCUACCGUGAUUGGAGGUUCAUGCACUUUUGUUGUUCCAACAAUCUCAAUCGCCUUGGCUAAUAGAUAUCAUACAAUUGAUAACCCUCAAGAGAGGUUUAUACGGACAAUGAGAGGAAUACAGGGAGCGCUUAUUUGUGCUUCAAUUUUCCAGAUUGUUGUUGGUUUCUUGGGCUUCUGGAGAAAUGUUGUCAGGUUUUUAAGCCCUCUUUCUGCAGUCCCUUUGGUAACUCUUACUGGGCUUGGGCUCUAUCAACUUGGUUUUCCGCUAUUGGUAAAAUGUGCUGAAGUUGGAAUUCCGGAAUUAGUCAUAUUAGUCUUGGUCUCACAGUAUCUCCCCAAUAUGGUGACAGCAAAGAGAGUGGUAUUUGAUAGAUUUGUGGUGCCAUUCUCAGUUGCAGUUGUGUGGGUUUAUGCACAUAUUUUGACUGUAGCUGGUGCAUACAAGGACAGACCUCUCCAAACUCAAAUCAGUUGUCGAACCGAUCAUUCUGGACUCCUUAGAACAGCUCCUUGGAUAAGGGUUCCAUAUCCAUUUCAAUGGGGUGCACCAACCUUUGAAGUUGGAGAGGCUUUGGCAAUGAUGGCAGCUUCUUUUGCUGCUCUCAUUGAGUCUACUGGUACAUUUAUUGCUGUCUCAAGGUAUGGGAGUGCAACACCUGUACCGCCUUCUGUUCUCAGCCGUGGAGUUGGUUGGCAGGGAAUAGGAAUACUGCUGGAUGGAAUGUUUGGCACAGGGAAUGGCUCCACUGCUUCAGUUGGAAAUGCGGGUCUGUUGGCAUUAACACGAGUUGGAAGUCGAAGAGUUGUUCAAAUAUCUGCAGGUUUUAUGCUCUUCUUUUCUGUAUUAGGAAAAUUUGGAGCACUUUUUGCUUCUAUUCCAAUGUCAAUAGUAGCAGCUCUUAACUGUAUCCUCUUUUCCUAUGUGGCUUCUGCAGGUCUUGGUUUUCUUCAGUUCUGCAACCUCAACAGUUUUAGAACGAAGUUCAUAUUAGGCUUCUCUUUCUUCAUGGGAUUCUCAGUGCAACAGUACUUCAAUGAAUAUGUUGUGGUUUCUGGCCACGGUCCUGUUAACACACAUUCCAUAUCGUUCAACAACAUCAUGAAUGUGAUAUUCUCGUCCAAUGUAACUGUAGCAGCAGUGGUAGCUUUUUUCCUGGAUUGCACACUUGGUCGUGGGGACAGUACUGUUGUUAGAGACAGUGGUUCUCACUGGUGGGAAAAGUUUAGGAAUUUCAAGACAGAUAGCAGGAGCGAAGAAUUUUAUUCGCUCCCUUGCAACCUUAAUAAGUUGUUCCCGUCAGUCUAGCGGCCAAAGGUUUGGUUCAUGGUAUUUGUCCUUCCCAAUAGAAUCUAUUUUUAAGUGAAGUAGCGAAAGAGGAGGGGGGGUGGGGAACAAGAGAAUCAUUUGGUAUAGUGCAUGUACAUGCUAUAUAGUCUAAUUCUAUAGUGUCUCAAAAUCAGAUUCUAACCUCCUAUUUUAGAGCAAAUAUGUUUGAUUUUUGAUAAAAGGAGCAACUUUAUUGGAUAGUGGCUAAAACUGUAAAAUCUUUUAUUUUCUUCUGCUGUUAAUUUGAUACUACAGGUUUUACUUA
This is a messenger RNA of Nelumbo nucifera (sacred lotus), 2030 nucleotides long. Its product is annotated as nucleobase-ascorbate transporter 7-like. Lineage: Eukaryota; Viridiplantae; Streptophyta; Magnoliopsida; Proteales; Nelumbonaceae. Gene Ontology annotation, molecular function: transmembrane transporter activity. Gene Ontology annotation, cellular component: membrane. Gene Ontology annotation, biological process: transmembrane transport. The record is from RefSeq and is a predicted model, not a curated record.